Exophiala spinifera is the source of this 1881-nucleotide messenger RNA. RefSeq lists its product as uncharacterized. Gene Ontology annotation, cellular component: endoplasmic reticulum membrane. Gene Ontology annotation, biological process: protein N-linked glycosylation. NCBI's taxonomy places the organism in Eukaryota, Fungi, Ascomycota, Eurotiomycetes, Chaetothyriales, Herpotrichiellaceae. The record is from RefSeq and is a predicted model, not a curated record. The transcript has 2 exons. Gene Ontology annotation, molecular function: dolichyl pyrophosphate Man9GlcNAc2 alpha-1,3-glucosyltransferase activity. Bases 1 to 1881 code for a protein of 626 amino acids.
AUGUCGAGUCCUGCCAACGCCCACAGACCUCGCAAGAAGAGGAAGCAACCCCCUUUGACUCGGAGUGCAACAAUCACAGACAUUGUCAGGUUCACUGCCGAAGACAAUGUCGUUGCUCCUGAGUUUCCUCUCGUGGCUUUUCUAUGGCCAGCUCGGGGCACGACGUCUCAAUGGAUCCUCCUACCAUUGAUUCUCAUGAUUGUUGGGCUAUUCAGAUGGAGUGUCGGCCUAUGGGGUCACUCGGGCUACCAACAGCCUCCCAUGCAUGGAGAUUUUGAAGCUCAGCGACACUGGAUGGAAAUCACGACUCAUCUACCAGUUUCACAGUGGUACUUUUACGACCUGCAAUACUGGGGGCUGGACUAUCCGCCCUUGACAGCAUAUCAUAGCUGGUUAUGCGGCAAGAUCGGCUCGCUGUUCAAUCGCGAGUGGUUUGCCCUCGAUGCGUCUCGUGGAAUUGAAUCUCAGGAUCUAAAGGUCUUCAUGCGCGCAACCGUCAUCGCGUCCGAAUAUCUCAUCUAUGUUCCGGCAUUGAUCAUAUUUAUUCGUCGCUUCAGUCGGGCUCAAGGAGUCGGAACAACGGCAUCGUCAAUCGCCCUUGUUGCCAUCCUCAUGCAGCCAGCCACGAUCCUGAUCGACCACGGCCACUUCCAGUAUAAUACAGUCAUGCUCGGCUUCGUAGUGGCAUCUCUGUCCAGCAUCUACGCCAGCAGGCCUUUGUGGGCCUGCAUCUUCUUCGUCGCGGCUUUAGGAUUCAAGCAGAUGGCACUAUACUAUUCUCCGGUCAUUUUUGCUUACCUCCUCGGAUCGUGUUUCACGCCCUCGAUUCGACCAGGUCGGCUUGUCUUGAUCGCGCUGAUUACAAUUCUCGCUUUUGCGGUCCUCUUCGCACCUCUGUUACUGGGAUCACUUUACGACAGCUACUACACCACCAUUCCGUCUGGAUCAUUACCCGCACCACCGCUGCUAGCCGACCACAAAGUCCCAACAGACCCCAACACCCCCUUAGAGAUGAUCCUUCUUCAACUUGGCCAAGUUGUACAUCGAAUGUUUCCAUUUGCCCGGGGUCUCUUUGAAGACAAAGUUGCCAAUUUCUGGUGCUUCGCCAACACCUUCUAUAAACUCCGCAAGCUCGAGGGUGUCGUCGAACUGUCUCGACUCUCGGCCGUCGCGACACUCGCAUCGAUCCUCGGUCCCAUGCUCGUCAUCGGCGCCAUUCCGAAAAAGUCACUGCUCCCGUACGCGCUUGCAGCUUCAGCGUGGGGGUUCUUCUUGUUCUCGUUCCAGGUGCACGAGAAGUCGGUCCUGCUUCCUCUACUCCCGAUGACGCUCUUACUCGGUGGGAAGCAGGGGCUGAGCAAGGAAUACCGAGCAUGGAUCGGCUGGGCCAACAUGCUGGGCAUGUGGACCAUGUACCCGUUGCUCAAGAGAGACGGCCUGCGCACGCCGUACGUCGUCGUCACCCUUCUUUGGGCCUACUUGCUGGGACUCCCGCCGACCAGCGUCAACGCAUAUCACGACCCAGACCGACCAAACGUGCCCGGUCGGCCUCUUGCGCCGGAUGAACUGCGCGCGCCGACCAAAAUCCUGCAUUUCCAAACGUACAUUGUCAUGGCGUUCUGGCAUCUCCUCGCGGCUUUUGCUUCUCCGCCAGAGGACAAGCCCGAUUUAUGGGUGGUGGUCAACUCUUGCAUUGGUGCAGUAGCGUUUGGAAUAUGUUAUCUCUGGUGUUUUUGGAAGUUGAUAUGUGAGAGUGGUCUGAUCGACGCUUACUUCGCCGAGACACAAGAAUCCGCGGAGACCCGUGCAUCGUCGUCGCCGUCGCCACCAUCCCCGUCCCGAGAGCGGCGAUCAGCGACGCCGCAAAAGAAGAACAGGUGA